UAAAACAAUCCCCCAUAUUUGGUAAUACACAACACUACUUGUUUGAUACGUCGUUAUUCAAGCAAGCAAUAUAUUCGCUGUAUACUAAAAAUAUUUCCUUAAGUAGUUGAAGGCGAGGUAUAUGUUGCGUCGUGUGAUAGACGGGUUGUAUUUUUACAGUUUCAGGUUUCUUCACUUCCGGUUUUAAGAUGCAGAAAGCCAAGAAAUACGAUUGGAAGGAUUCCAACAUGGCGCUGUUCGGCUCGGACACCGAGAAGUCAGUCAAGAAGGAGUCUGCCCAAACAGAACCAGCGUGGAAGGGCAGCGGUCAGAAGCCUGGGCUCCAGAUAUGGAGGAUUGUUAAAUUCCACGUGACGGAUUGGCCAAAAGAGGAAUAUGGCAAUUUCUACGAUGGUGACUCUUACAUCAUCCUCAAUACAUACAAGGAUGCUGAGAGUGACGAGCUACACUAUGACGUCCACUUCUGGAUCGGUAAAUACAGCACCCAGGAUGAGUAUGGCACAGCUGCCUACAAGACAGUGGAGCUGGACACAUUCCAUAAUGACAAGCCAAUCCAGCACAGAGAGGUGCAGGGGCAUGAGUCUGUGCUCUUCAAGGGAUACUUCAAACAGAUCAAUUACAUGAAGGGUGGAGCUGACAGUGGUUUCCGGAGGGUUGAGCCAGAGCAGUACAAGCCCCGCCUCCUGCACUUUAAGAAGGAGGGACCGCGUGUCACAAUGACUGAGGUUGCCCGUAAACAGAGCAAACUCCAGGAUGGCGACGUGUUUGUUCUAGACCUGGGUCUCACCAUAUACCAGUGGAACGGUGCAGCAGCUCAAGGCAUCGAGAAAUUCGAGGCGGGCAAAGCUGUGUCCAAGAUAAAGAGCGACAGGGGCAGAAACAUUGAAACAAUCGUUCUGGAGCAAGCUGCAAUGUCAGCAACUCACAAGUUCUACAACUUCCUUGACGAUGAUGACGAUGAUGAUGAUGAUGACAACGUCCCCAUCGAAGGAGAGCCUACGCUUUUCCGAGUGUCAGACGACGAUGGCUCCCUGGACAUGGAGCAGGUGAAGUCAGGGGUCAUCAUCCAGAAAGAUCUGAAAACUGAGGAUGUGUUCAUCAUUGACACAAAGUCGGAGGUGUUUGUCUGGAUUGGCAAAGGCGCCUCAGUGGACGAGAGAAGAAAUGGCUUCAGCUACGCACAUAAAUACCUGAUGAAAACUGAGUACCCCUAUCUGCCUGUGUCAAUUGUGUCAGAGGGACAGAAAUCAGAUGCAUUCAAUGCAGCUGUGCCCAUGGCGGCGUAAACUACCUUGUAGAAAUGAGGAUUGACAUUAUUGUUUGUCACCUAGUACAAGGGCAUUUAAUUGUAUUCAACCAUAUGAAGUACAAAGUCAAAUAUUUAUUAUGUUUUAUUAGGUCUUCUUUGUAUUUAAUGAGUAAACUAUUGAUGCUCAUAUUCUUAGUUUGAGACAAGGAUAGAUCUAAUUUUUGUGUUGUCUCUUGAACUUUUGUAAAUGUUAAUUUUUUCUGUGUUUAUUAACAUUACUUGAUUAAAUAUUUUGAAUGUUUUGCCUGUAAUUUUGGUGCAGUUAGUUCUUGUCUGCAUUAGAGAAAUAGUAUUUGGAAAAAAUAUAUCUUGGAAAGAAAUAAACAGUACAUAAAGCCUUUUACCCAAGGCUGAGAUUUUACAGGUUUUUAUUUGGUUUAUAAUAUAAUCUCUAAAUAUGAAAAACUUAACUCUUUAAUUGUUACGGCCAUACUUCAAGGUCAAUAGUGUGAUCCAUUUCUCCUGCACCCAUGAAAGAAUUUAUAUCAAUAUUGACCACAAUUAUGUCAUUUGGUAUGAUUGGAAGAUGGCUAGUCAGUCAUGCUGGAUCAAAAUCACUUUCCUUGCAUCAAAAUUUAUCAAAUCUUUGCAAGGGAUGUAGCUUUUUAUAUACUUAUUAUUAUAUUGAACUUAUCUGUUUAUAUGGAUGUAAUAAAUAAAAUUCACAUCUA
Messenger RNA from Dreissena polymorpha, 1980 nucleotides. RefSeq names its product gelsolin-like protein 1. Bases 189 to 1286 code for a protein of 365 amino acids. The record is from RefSeq and is a predicted model, not a curated record. NCBI's taxonomy places the organism in Eukaryota, Metazoa, Mollusca, Bivalvia, Myida, Dreissenidae. Gene Ontology annotation, molecular function: actin filament binding. The transcript is spliced from 12 exons.